ACAGCAGCGAAGAAUGGAGCAGAAAAGAUCUCGGAAUCGACUCGAUUCUGAGGACGAAGAAGAAGAAUAUUUGAUCAGUAGAAGUAGCCUCAGGGACCAAAAAAGGAUCAAAUAUGAUGGAGAUGACGGGGAUAAGAAGAAAAGAGAAGAGGAGGAGGAAGAUCAGGAAGACAAUGAGCAGCCAAGCACAUCCAAACACUACAAGAUAACACAACAACAUAGAACCUGGAAUGUAACCUGUGGAAACAAAACGGGAAUCCUCUACGACGCAGAGAAGAUGAUGAGGGGUGAGGAGUGUAUCAAGAGUGAGGGCCGCCGGUUCAAUCCCAUAGAAUUUGAGAUCUUUGGGGGAAAAGGAAAGAAUAGAAAAUGGAAACACAGUAUUCAACAUAAAGGAAAGCUUCUGCAGUCUUGGAUUGAUGAAGGUUACUUUACCAACAAUACAUCUAAAAGGAGAGCGACUGUAAGGAAAUGUAAGAUCCCGUCCCCCGAUCUCACAUCAGAGAGCAUGUCUGAAGAAUCAGAUAUGGAGUCUGCAGAAGAAACAGAGGAAGAUGAUGGUGAAGAUGGGGAUCUUCUCAUUGAUAAAGAUUUGGCAAUAGAGACAGGAGAGGGAGAAAGUGGCUCCCCUCCGCUGUUAAUCACACACAUAACUGGAAACACCAGAGACGCUGCCUCAAACACAGCAUACAUUCAGGAAGUUAAGGAAGAGACUCUAGACACAGCGUGUCCUCAGAGGAAGCUGGAUGACGGUUGUCAUGACGAAACAGAGGCAACAACAUCUGGUCAUGAUGCUGCACAAUUACAAGUGAUGGAGACAGAAACAAGGGUUCCCCAAGCCUCAAAGAGCACUCCAGUCUCCACUUCCUGUAAUCUGGAUACAAUGGACCUUGAGCAGCUGAAGAGAGAGAAAAUCAAAAUGAAACUAAAGAUCAUGAAGUUGCAAGAGGAGUACUACACUCUGAAAAUAAGGGAAAUUAAAAAGUGAAAUAGUUUUGCAUAAAAACAUGGUGAGCCUAAAUGUUAUCGAUGACCGGUUGGACAAAAGGACAAUGCAAUCACAGAGGGUGUAAACCUGUAUCACCGAAAAUGACAAAAGUAGUUUGACACUGAUAGCGAAAGACAACCAAACCUCAUUUUUGUUGGUGAGAGAAAAUGAUUGUACUGUACAAGACAAAGACAUUAUCUAAAAUGUGCAUCAGAAGUUUACGAGGUACCAGCUGGGUUUGUUUCCUAUGGCAUCAAAUGCCUUCCUUCAGGUUAUAUAAAGUAACAUAACCUUUUUCAGCCUCAAACCAUUCCCUUUUCCUUAACUUUUAUUCUAAAUCCUAACGUUAAAACAUAUGUUUACUGCGACUGUAGCAUCACAGUUUGACUUGAAGUGACGCCAUGUAUUUAGGUUGGGAAUGAGGAAUACGUACGGGUUUGAAAUAGCUUAAAAUCAGUUUCAACUAAAGAAGGAGGACUUCAUGUAAAUCUGGUGCAAAAUGUACCUACUUUGAAUUGCCUUGUGUUGAAAGGUGCUAUGUAAAUAAACUUGCCUUGCCUUGCCUUGCCUUAAAACCUAUCUACCAGUCUAUAUGACCUCAAAGCAAAAAAAGAAACUCACUGCAGCAUCCUAAAGCAAUAAAAAAGUGUGAUCAUAUAAUUAUUAGUCCAAAUAACCAGGUGUAGCUGAGUUAAAACAACAAAUGAUCCAACAAUGUGUUCCCUUAAUAUUCUACAUGUUUUCAGGAAUUAUAAUGUUGCAACAGCGCAUCUCGUUAAAGUGUUUGUUUUUAAUAAUAAUAUUAAGAAUUGAGAUGGCUUUUAAUUGUAAUUUGUUUUAAACGUCCUUUAUUAAAUAUGUAGGUUGUCUGUAGCAGUGCCUAAAUGAGAUGACAGAAUACAGGUGAUUAAUUUAAAAUAUAUUGUAUAACUUACAAUGGUUUACGGUAAUUUAUCAACGUAUUAUCUAAUAUAUGUCUAUUUUUACACCUUUCUGUAUGCAUUUAUGUAGAGGAACCAUCCAGAAAUGUAGCAAUAUCGAAAUAUUUUGGGAUUUCUUGUAAUUGUAUUUUGCUGAUUUUACAUAUAUUAGUAAAGACCUAGUUAAACUUUCUUUCAGCUUUAAGAGAGGAAAUGUAUACAUAUAUUGACAUUUAACUCAAAUGAAAUGUGUGUGUAACCUUUUCAUAGUGUGUGUAUGAUAAUAUCCUUGUUCUUAGUUUGAAUCUUGAAGAUGUUUGUUAUUUAAACUGAUUAUAUAUUAGCAGGAGGUAAACAAGUGAAUAGAAAACUGCGAUCUGGUGACUAAAAGGCACAAAUACAGAGUCUUUAUUUCAGGGUACCAUAUUUAUUCUCAAAAACAAUAUUUAUUACCAGCCAUGUUUGCAUUUGUGUGUAAGAUUAACAAAUAGAAAGCAUACCA
Molecule: messenger RNA, 2410 nt
Organism: Trematomus bernacchii (emerald rockcod)
Lineage: Eukaryota; Metazoa; Chordata; Actinopteri; Perciformes; Nototheniidae
Product: nuclear body protein SP140-like
Exons: 9
Coding region: 14-988 (324 amino acids)
Biological process (GO): positive regulation of transcription by RNA polymerase II
Molecular function (GO): DNA-binding transcription activator activity, RNA polymerase II-specific; RNA polymerase II cis-regulatory region sequence-specific DNA binding
Source: RefSeq, a predicted model, not a curated record